Messenger RNA from Leptopilina boulardi, 1654 nucleotides. RefSeq lists its product as uncharacterized. The record is from RefSeq and is a predicted model, not a curated record. Lineage: Eukaryota; Metazoa; Arthropoda; Insecta; Hymenoptera; Figitidae. The coding region runs from base 1108 to 1491 and encodes 127 amino acids. The transcript is spliced from 3 exons.
UAAUGUCAGUAAAUAUGAUUAGAAUUUAUUACAGUUAAUAUUUAUUAAUAUUAAUUAGUUAAUUAAUUAUUAAUUAUAAAAUUAGUUACAAUAUUAUUUAUUUAAAAAAAUAAAUUAUAAAAUAUAAUUAGUUUUAAUUUUUUUUAUUUUUAUUUUUACAUCUAUAUUCAUGUAAUAUAGAAAAUAUGUGUUGAAAAAAAAAAGUUAAUUAACAUUUGAGUAGAAUAUGUGUACACAUUACAUGAAAUCUUGUUAACGAACCAGGUAACAAGAGUAGUCGGUUCAUUGGGCACUCAACAGCCAAAUAAUUAGUGAGCUUGUGCAAUUUGUCGCCAAUGAUCAAAGUUCUAAUCGUUCAUGAAAUAUCAAUUUAAACAAAACUCAGAGGCCUUUUUUUCUAUGUUGACCAUUAAAAGAAAAAAGAAAAAAAAAUUUUCAAAUAAAAAUUAACUCCAAAAAAGUGAAUAAAAUAAUCCUCGGUGUUUUACUCCAAAAAAAUUGAAAAAUUAGAAUAAAAUAUUUUAAUUUAACAUUUGAGAGAUUUAUUUACUUAAAUAAUUUUAUUUUUAUAAUUGUAAAAUGAUAUUAUGUGCUCUCAGUUUGUCAUGACGUAUAUAUCAAGUAGAAGAAAGCUAUUUUGGUCAGACGCAGCGUGAUAUAAAUGCUUCAACACUACCUCAUAAUUAAAAUCGUAAUAUUAAUUUAUAUUUCUAAUUCUAUUCAUAAUUACCGGAAAAAAAUAUUACAGUAAAAAAUAAUACACAAUUCAUAUAUGAUUCAAUAUUCAAAUAAUACGAUUUUAAAUUUGAAUGAUUUGUCCUCCAAUCACCACCAAGGUCAAAGAAAAAGAAAAAAAAAACAGAGGACAAAAAUAUUAACCAUUUUUUUAAAAGAAAUUUUCUGUCUUAAAACCUGUAUUUUUUAAAUAAAAUUUGUAAAAUAAAAUAAUAUAUAUUAUUAUAUAUAGUUUUUUAGAAUUUUUAAUCUCAGUUGUCCUCAGUGACCGUUAAAAGAAGGGGAGGGAGGAGAAGCUUGGUAGCCAUGAUCAUUAAGGCCCCGCACGUGCUUUUUUAGUGUUCUGCUUUUUUUUUCGGAGAUCAUUCAACAAUGCGCUUGAAAAAUCCGAUAAAAAAAUGUGAACAUUGCGGUUAUAAAAGUACAAGGGCUUUUAAUGUUUUUCGUCACAACAAAAGAAUUCACGGAGAAGCAAAAAAAAUACUUGAAUGUUGUGGAUUAUUGCAUUAUAGUAAGGGCGAUUAUUAUUGUCAUGUUGAGGAAGUGCAUCCUCACACGAGAAAUGGAACAAUUUCGAAAAAAAAAUAUAAAAUUAAUAGAAAUAUGUUAAGAAAAAUGAAAAAAAAGGCAAUGAAAAAGAAGAAGAAAAAAAAGGAAGAAAUCAUUUUUUUAUGGGACAAGAAUAUUUCUUGGCCAACGGGGAAACAAAUAGCAGAAUAUUUACGCAAUAUAAAAUUUCAUAAAUUUUAUGAUUAAUUUACAGUAAUUGUUUGAAAAAUUCUAUCACAUAUUAUGCAUUGUUUUUUUUUUUUUUUACAAAUUUUUAAUAUUUUCAGUUUAAAUUUUAAUUAAAUUUAUAAUAUUUUACAGCAAAUUUUUAUCGAACCAAAUUUAAUCAAUAAAUCUAUUUUAAGCAUUG